This is a messenger RNA of Etheostoma spectabile (orangethroat darter), 7218 nucleotides long. It is a transcript of the gene prdm2b, whose product is annotated as PR domain containing 2, with ZNF domain b. Lineage: Eukaryota; Metazoa; Chordata; Actinopteri; Perciformes; Percidae. The transcript is spliced from 9 exons. The coding region runs from base 362 to 5551 and encodes 1729 amino acids. Gene Ontology annotation, cellular component: nucleus. The record is from RefSeq and is a predicted model, not a curated record. Gene Ontology annotation, biological process: regulation of gene expression. Gene Ontology annotation, molecular function: histone methyltransferase activity; protein binding.
GAAUCUAAGCAAGGCACUUAAUUGGCAUGGUUUCAUGUUAGGCUGCGGUGUGGACAGGACUAGAGCCACUGCCUGCUGGAGAGGACACCGGGGAGCCGUGUCGUCUACAGAAAGCCUCCUUUAUUGCCCCAUCGCUGUGAGAGUGUGUGCGGGUCUGACAGGCUGCCUCUCCUCAACUACACCACGAUCUGACUUACAGAAGAGGCUUUCGACUCAAGCCUCCAUCCGCCAUUUUCAGCAGAUUGAAAGCAGGUAGAGCACAAAAAUCACAAGUCCCCGGUCACGUAAAGCAGUCCAUGUGAUAACACUCCAUUAAGACUUGGUGCCAACUGUCUUGUGGAAAACCCCACCUAAACAGAUAAUGGCUAUUAUUGGAGAGACAGUGGAAAUUCUAGAUGAAAUUCCAGCUCAUGUGUGGAAGGGUUUGCCUGACUGUUUGAGUCUCAGACCUUCUGCUAUAAAUCAAAGCCGCGUCGGUGUCUGGGCCACUCAGGUCAUCCCUAAAGGCAAGAGGUUUGGCCCAUUUGUUGGAGAGAAGAAAAAAAGGUCCCAGGUGACCAGUAAUAUGUACAUGUGGGAGGUUUAUUUCCCAGCACGGGGGUGGAUGUGUGUUGACGCCACAGACCCCAUGAAGGGGAACUGGCUGCGAUACGUGAACUGGGCACGCUCCAGUGAAGAGCAAAAUCUUUUCCCCCUGGAGAUCAACAGAGCCAUUUACUACAAGGUUCUAAGGCCUAUCGGGCCAGGAGAGGAGUUGCUGGUGUGGUACACUGUGGAAGACAACCCUGAGAUAACAGCUGCACUGGAGGAAGAAAGAGCCAGCAGUCUGAACAGGAAAAAUUCACCCAGGGCGAAGCGAGCCAGAAGAAAGCUGCUGGAGAGAGCCAGACAAGUUGGUUUGGGUGGUCUUAAGAAAACAAGCGUAACCAAACCUACUGUCAAGGAGAUGUGGGAUGGUAAACAAGGUCUGAAGGAGGAGGAUGAGAGACCGUCAAGGCCAUCAACCUUAGGGCCCUCACAGGAACUCCAGGAAACCCAUCCCAUGGGAAGCGCUGACCAUAGAGAUGUGGAGGACAUGUCAGCAGUGAUGACGGCCAGGGGAAAUGAGGAACAAGAGGAGGAGGAGGAGGAAGAAGAAGAAGAAGAAGAGGAGGAGGAUGUCGAUGAUGAUUUAGAUGAACCGAGUGAAGCACAGCAGCAAACUGCUCAGCAUUCACCUCCGGCUCAUUCCUUGCAAAAUAAGCAGCCUGGCUCAUCACUGACCUGUGUUGAAGAAAGCCAUAAGGAUUUGCAGGGGAAGUUGGCGUGUUCUUCGCAUGCAGGACAAGAACCAGAGGUUGAUCCUGAUCCCGACCCUGAUGGUGAUCUUGAAGGUGAUCCCCACGGAGAGUCAUAUCCCUGUCAGCACUGUGAACGCCACUUCUCCACCAGACAGGGUCUGGAACGUCACAUACACAUUCAUGCCAUCACUAACCAGCAAACACAACUGUUCAAGUGCCGGUACUGCAGUAAAUCCUUUGGCUCACAAGUGGGGCGGCGGCGGCAUGAGAGAAGGCAUGAGAGCGGGCUUAAGAAAAGGCCUGGCUCUCUGGCAGGGACUGCCAGUCUACUCAGUCCCGUAAUGCAGACUGAUGGUUCAAGUCCGGACUGCACCAGCCCAACAAGUCAAUAUAUAGCCAUAGGGUCCCAGUUUACUGGAGGACCACUGCACAACUCUGAAAUGCAGAGAAAAGAGUUGGGGCCUUAUGCUGACCGUCCCUUUAUAUUGGAUGAAAAUGGAGAGUCAAAGGAACUCCAUCCCUGUAAGUACUGUAAUAAAGCAUUUGGCACACACACCAACAUGCGCAGACACCAACGCAGAAUACAUGAACGGCACUUGUUACCAAAGGGAGUUCGCAGGAAAGGCAUGCUGCUGCAAGAGGCAUCAGUGCAGCAGCAACAGCAGCAGCCUGAUGAGUCCCCCAGCACCAGCCCUCCGCCCGUCUACGUGCCCAGUGCAGACACAGAAGAUGAGGUAGACAGGGAUGAUUACACAAUUGACAUAUCCAAAAACAUCUCUGAGAAUUUAAGCUUCUACAUUGACGGCAAGAUUGUGUCCACCAGUUCAGUGAGCACCUGUGAGGUGAUAGAGGUAGAUUCCAGAUCUGCAGCUCUGUUUGGUCUGGACACAGUCAUCAUCAGCCCAAAUCAGAUCAGUCAGGCGCUAAAGAUGGAGGGUAGAACGAGUGCUGCAAAGCAAGUUUCCAACAUUGGCCAGCCAGCCGCAAAAAGAAGAACAUCUACACCACCAUUUGUUCCCAGCCUUAAAGUGGAGACAGAAUCAGCAUCUUUCACAGCCUCUUCAUCAUCUUCAUCAUCCUCUACUUCUUCCUCAUCUAACUUGUUAGUGGGUGGACUGUUUCAACAAGCUGCCGAUUCAUCAGCAUUUCAACGAGAGAAAACGGUUUAUCUCUCACCUAAGCUCAAACAGCUCCUUCAGACACAAGACAUUCAGAAAUCAACCAUUACCCUGAUAACAGAAAGCCAUAGACUGACCUCCCCGCUGUCAGUCACACCCCUGCCAGGGGCUUCAGGCAGGUUUAAAAGAAGAACAUCCUCUCCCCCUUCAUCUCCACAACUCAGUCCUGCGUGUAAAACAGAGAGCUGCAAAGCCGAGGGGGUGAGCUCAUUUGCCCUUAAGGUGCCAAAGCUGGAAAACCACAGUGCGUCACCUGCUGGGAGCCUAUUGGACAAGGAAGAUGUGGACAGCCAGAGCCUUUCUGAAAAUGAUGUGCACGGCCAAACCUCUUCUAAUAGCGGUGGAAAUUCCUGUAAUCAGCAGCCGUUGGAUUUGUCAAACUCUGUCAGUAGGAGGAGUGACAGUUUGAACAAGGUGCUUGGGGAUUCAGCUCUUGAUUUAAGCUUCCAUCGGAAGAGCAACGUUGAGCCUGAAUUAAAGGGAAGUCCAGCACCACAGCCACUAAUAAAAAAGAGAAAGCCUAACACCAGCAUGCUUGAAAAGGUGCUGAUGAAUGAGUAUUUAGGUCUACCUUUGCCAGGAGAGGAGGGCCCCUCGACCUUAGCAAACCUAAGUUGUUUCCAGUCUCACUCUCCAAACGUUGCAUCAGAGUCUGCCCACCCCUCUCCACCGUCUUUGACCCCUGUCACCAUGAACCCAUCUUCCCCCGGCAACUCCAGUGCGACAUCCCCAACGCCGCCACCUCCUCUACUACCUACGAUACCUUCUCUGCCAGCUAUGCCUAGCUCUCCUCUUUCUCAGCCUUCAGACUCCUCUGCACUGAGACCUCUUCCUGUCCUCUCGCCAAAAAUGUCUCCAAGAUCAGUUGAUCACAAGCCCAUGUCGGACUCGGAGGAGAAUUUGUGUGCUGAAGAAAGCGAAGAUGAGGAAGAGGACCAAAUCUCUGAGCCACUGGACUCCUCAAACACUCCACUUAAAGAUCCCCUUAAUUGUUUUGCGACGUCAAGCCCUCCUGAGCUGGCAUCAGUAGAUCCGCCCACUACAGAAGAUGUUUCUCUGACUGCAACGUUCAACAGUCUGCUAAAUGGCAAAAUGAACCAAAACCUUGACUCGGUAACGGAGAAAUCUCUUGCUGCUCUCUCACCACAGCCAGAAUCCUCAUCUGCCUCAUCAUCUCCUCCUCCUGCACCACACAAUCCAUCCCCAUCACUGGUUUCACAAUCCUUUCCUGAGAUCAAGGUAAAAGAAGAACCUCAGCACUGUGUAGAUGAGCUGUCAGUUAUGAAUCAUGCACCUCAGGAAGGUUUUGACUCUUCACCUCAGCCUGCUGCUCCUGAUAAACCGUCUGAUAAAACCUCUGAGUCAGAGGAAGUUGACUUGACAUACUGCAAGACGUUUGUGUGUAAUGUCUGUGAGGAGCCGUUCGACUCCAUCAAAGAGCUCAGUGGACAUAUCACUGAGCAUGCUGCGGAUUGGCCCUUCAAGUGUGAAUUCUGUGUGCAGCUGUUUGGGGACGCCCCAGCCCUGCUGGCUCACCGGACAACACUACAUGGAGUGGGCAGGAUCUUUGUGUGCUCUGUCUGUUCCAAGGAGUUUGCAUUUCUCUGUAACCUCCAGCAGCACCAAAAUGAUCUGCAUCCAAAUGACAUAUGUUCACAUACCACUGUAGAGAGUGGCAAGCUUAGGCCACAAAACUACACAGAUGCAUCCAGAGCCAAAGAGGAAAGCAAUCCCUCAACACCAGCACCAGAGACGACUGAUGAAGCCGCUCCACACAGUGACACUGUUUUAACAAAAGAAGAGCCUGAUGUUAAUGGUAAUCAUGCAGAGGACGCGGCCGAGGACCCCAAUGAGGAGCUGUACACUACAAUAAAGAUCAUGGCCUCAGAAGGUGGGAAGCCUAAAGGCCCGGAUGUUCGCCUUGGCAUUAACCAACACUACCCCAGUUAUAAACCGCCCCCUUUUCCUUAUCAUAGUCGUUCCCACGCUGGCUCGGUGGCCUCGGCUACCAACUUCACCACCCAUAACAUACCACAAACCUUUAGCACCGCUAUACGCUGCACCAAAUGUGGCAACAGCUUUGACAACAUGCCCGAGCUGCACAAGCACAUUUUGGCCUGUGCCAAUGCAAGUGAUAAGAAGCGUUACACUCCCAAGAAAAACCCCAUCCCCCUCAAGCAAAUAGUGAAGAGUCCGAACGGAGUCGUGUCACCCUCAACGGCCAUUGCAGGCCAGAGUCCUUUCCGUAGAAUGGGCCAGCCAAAGAGACUUAACUUUAAUCAAGAUACUGGUAAAACAAAAAUGAGUGCCCUCAGUAAGAAGAAAAACCAGCUGGUCCAGAAGGCAAUUUCACAGAAAAACAAAUCUGCCACUACUGCAAAGAAGGCUAUUGUCAAAGUUGAAGAAGAGCAGGCCUCUAACGUUUGCCCCCACUGCAGCCGGGAGUUUACCUAUCCUGCAAGUCUGAGCAAACAUAUGGCAGUCAGCUGUCCCAUGAAGCCUGUUGUUAAAAGGGGCAAAAAAGGUCUAGCUGAGGUGAAAAAAGAGGCGGUGUCUGUGGUAGACAAAAACAUGAAUCUUAGAAAGAAAGCUUCAGACUGUGAAAUACCGCAGACAGAGCUGGAGCCUAAACCCCUGGGAAAGACCCGAGCUCGUAGCUCUGGUGCAGCCGACCCUGAACCCUCCCAGGCGAGCAAAGGAAAAAACUCUGCUACACUAGGCAAACUUAAGAGGCCUGCCUCGUUCCCAGCACCUGUUUCUGCUAGCAAAAAAACAAAGAAGGGCCAAGUUCAGUCUCUACCUCCCACCCCUUCUGCUCCGGACACUCCUAGUGACGGUGCUCAACAACGUCCAGCCAUGAGAAUGCAGCGUAUGGGCAAAGAGGCAGCACCCAAGAGAUUAGCAGAGGCCAAAUCGCCACCACCGCAACAGCCGAAGAAAGAGGAGCGGUUCUCCCUUCGAACGAGGGAGAGAGUAGGUGGUCCAGUCACCAGGAGCUUACAAAUGGUCAACGCGGCUCCUUCUGCUGAGGUUAAAACGGAAGAACCACCAAUUCAAGAGCCAAAAGAGAGUCAGGAGGUGCUGAUGAAGUGAGCCAUGUGGACACUGUUGGCCUACCUUGGUCCUGUUGGCCUACCUGGGUGUUCACAUCCCAGGCUCUGCUCUGGACUAAUUAAGGCGCUUACAGCACUGAGGUAGACCUCUGUGGUGGGCAUACUCACUUAAAACAAGUGAAGUCUGCGUCUCUGAACUGCCUUUGCUGGAUUUAAGGAGGGAACUCUCUUUACUACACCAUCUAUCUUACAAACUGAACUGAGCCUCGGUUUUAGCCAGCCUUGCAAAAAAGGAAAAAUAAACUGUAAAUGACAAUGAGUUAAUAUAUACAUUGAGUCAUUACUUGACCCAAAAAAGUAACAUUAGGGCUCUGUUAUGUUGGAAAGCUGAUAUAUUGCAAAUGGCAAUCAUGUAUCAGUUAGGGUUAGGGAAACCUGUUUAUUCUUAUGUUCUGUAUGUUUCCCAUUUGGUUGUUUAGAUUUUUGGAUGUUUCCAGAGUCUCUUAAUGCAUGUGCGGAAUAGAGUAAAAACUAGAUUAAGCCAAUUUCCAUGUCCCUCCCAACGGGUACCUACUUCAGUUUAUACAUGAUUUGCAAAGUAUGUACUGUAUGUUUGAUUUAAAUUUCUGUAGUCAUUAUAUAAUCUUAUUGGCAUAUGUUUGUUUGGGAAACAAAAAUGAAAAUGGCAGUCGUUUACUGCAAAUAUUGGUCCUCAGGAACACUGUGUGUGUGUGGCAAGUAUGGUUAUAGUUGGAUGUGUGGCCUGACAGCUAUUCCUUUGGAUACCUCUCAAGUAUGUCAUGUUUUUACUUGCCUUCUCAUACUCUUUUGUUUAUCUGAUGUUGGCAGUUAAUUCCAAUUGUAAAUUGAUGGGAAUUAUGUUGUAUUCUACUUUAAAGUAAUGUUCGUCUUGAAAGUAAUUUUUAAAAUCACUCAUUCAGCCCAGUGUUUCUAACAGCACUUUAAAACAAACUGCCAAAAUGUCUAGCUGGAUCAGUAAGAUUGGCUUAAUUAUUCAUGUAUUCAGGUCUGUUGCACUUUGCAGACACCAAAUUGGUGCAAAUCAUUCAUCCAAUCUCAGAUACUGCUCAUACAGCCAACAAAUCUCUAAACUAAUUUUGUCACCGUUAAGUAAUUUGACACAUGAAAAUGACACAUGAACCAACUUUUAUAUGCCAACAUGCAUGAUAAUGAAUCAAAUCCUCAAAGCAGUUAAAUGCAGCAGUCUUUUUCUUUUUUUUUGGGGGGGUCCAUUGUAAGUUGAUGUGUGGAAGGUUGUUUCAUGUGUCGUUUUUCUUUCAAGAGCCACGUCACAGAAACGUAAGUGAACGAUUUUUCUUCUUAGGAUAAAGUCAUCUUUGAUUCUUUGAGUUGAUAUAUUUGGUAUGUCUGUACCAAUGAAAAGCUUCAUAUUUCUAGUUUAUAUUCUCCAGUGCUCACCCCAGUUUCUCACUCUUGACCAUAUCCAGUUGUACCACAGGCAAUGCUUACAACACUUGUAGCAUGUUAUGGGAAAGUAAAUUAAACUAUAUGAUUUGAAGCUAAUUUAUAUUUCCACAAGAAAUCUUCAUGUUUUGCCUUUCAGCAAGAUUAUGUUUUUCAGGGUUAACAAAGACAAGAAUCCUGAAUGAUAUCAAGUAUAAAAAAUUACUGUAAUUGACAAUUAAAAAAAAGUUUUUCAAUUUAAUAAAGCUUUUAUUGUUUUUG